This is a messenger RNA of Xenopus laevis (African clawed frog), 4134 nucleotides long. It is a transcript of the gene trim33.L, whose product is annotated as tripartite motif containing 33 L homeolog. Gene Ontology annotation, cellular component: nucleoplasm; chromatin; nucleus. Gene Ontology annotation, molecular function: zinc ion binding; ubiquitin protein ligase activity; ubiquitin-protein transferase activity. The record is from RefSeq and is a predicted model, not a curated record. NCBI's taxonomy places the organism in Eukaryota, Metazoa, Chordata, Amphibia, Anura, Pipidae. Gene Ontology annotation, biological process: protein ubiquitination. Bases 151 to 3375 code for a protein of 1074 amino acids. The transcript has 19 exons.
GCACGCGUGCUGGGCACUUGUCCUCGCGUAUGUGCUGACGUCAGGCCGCCGUGGUUGUUAGAGCGGAGCAAGGGAAAGAGGGGCGGCGUGUUGUACGUGCGCUGCUGGCGUAGCGAAGCGGUCAGUUCAGGGGUUCAAAGAGGAGAAAACAUGGCGGAUAACAAAGGAGGAGGUGGCGGUGGGGGAGAGACCGAGGGGGACGCGAGCAGCAAUAAUAACAACAAUAGUAAUGGCGCCGGGGAGACCGGCAGUCCUGGUGAGACAGAGAGCCAAGCCGUGGAGGAGCCGGAGAGUGCUGAGAAGGCCCCCGUUGCGGCGGUCCCUACAGAUACCCCGGCAGAGGAAAACCCUGCCCCGUCCUCCUCGUCAGUGGCCUCUUCUUCUGCUACUCCUGCAUCAUCUUCCUCGUCUCCUCUAGUGGUGAACUUACUGGAUACGUGCGCUGUGUGUAAGCUCAGCCUGCAAAGCCGGGACACUGAGCCCAAGCUCCUGCCAUGUUUGCACUCAUUCUGUCGCCGCUGUCUGCCUGAGCCCGAGAGGCAGCUCAGUGUCCCUGGUGGAACUAAUGGAGACAUCCAGCAAGUUGGUGUAAUAAGGUGCCUAGUGUGCAGACAAGAAUGCAGGCAGAUUGAUCUAGUGGAUAAUUAUUUUGUAAAAGACGCGUCGGAAGCACCAAACACUGAUGAAAAGUCUGAACAGGUUUGCACAAGUUGUGAAGAUAAUGCAAGUGCAGUUGGGUUUUGUGUGGAAUGUGGGGAAUGGCUCUGCAAGACAUGCAUAGAAGCCCACCAAAGGGUUAAAUUCACAAAAGACCACAUCAUAACAAAUAAAGAAGAUGUAUCCUCCGAAUCUGUGGGAGCUUCUGGUCAACGUCCAGUUUUUUGUCCGGUCCACAAACAAGAACAGCUCAAAUUAUUUUGUGAAACAUGUGACCGACUAACAUGCAGAGACUGUCAGUUACUAGAGCACAAGGAACACAGGUAUCAGUUUCUCGAGGAGGCUUUUCAAAACCAGAAAGGUGCUAUCGAAAACUUACUUGCCAAGCUUCUAGAAAAGAAGAACUAUGUGCAUUUUGCUGCUACUCAGGUUCAAAACAGAAUAAAAGAAGUAAAUGAAACCAAUAAGCGAGUGGAACAGGAAAUUAAAGUGGCAAUUUUUACUUUAAUAAAUGAAAUUAAUAAGAAGGGUAAAUCUCUUCUGCAGCAGUUGGAGAGUGUUACAAAGGAACGACAGAUUAAACUUGUACAGCAGCAAAAUGAUAUCACUGGUCUCUCACGGCAAAUAAAGCAUGUAAUGACAUUCACAAACUGGGCUAUUGCGAGUGGCAGCAGCACCGCCUUACUGUACAGCAAACGCUUGAUCACUUUCCAGUUACGUCAUAUCUUAAAGGCACGUUGUGACCCUGUCCCAGCAGCCAAUGGGGCAAUAAGAUUUCAUUGUGACCCAACUUUUUGGGCAAAGAAUGUUGUAAAUUUAGGUAACCUUGUUAUUGAAAAUAAGCCAACCACUGGUUUUACUCCUAAUGUAGUGGUUGGGCAAGUUCCCCAAGGAGCGAACCAUGUUAACAAACCACCUGCACAAAUAAAUUUAGCUCAGCUCCGACUCCAGCACAUGCAACAGCAGGUGUAUGCUCAAAAACAGCAGCAACUCCAAAUGAGGAUGGCCCAGCCACCUGGCCAGCACCAGAGACCAUCUGCACCUCAAGUGAUGCAUCAGCAGCCUCCACGGUUAAUAAGCAUGCAGAGUAUGCCGAGGAAUAAUAUGAACUGUGGCCCAUUUCAAGCACAUCAAAUGAGAAUGGCACAAAAUGCAGCCCAGAAUGCUGCUAGGAUGUCUGGUGUCCCUCGUCAUAAUGGAAUGCAAUACUCAAUGAUGCAGCCUCAUCUCCAAAGACAACAUUCCAACCCAGGGCAUGCUGGCCCAUUUCCAGUUGUUUCAGUACAUAACAGCACAAUCAAUCCAACUAGUCCUACAACAGCAACCAUGGCAAAUGCAAAUCGGGGACCAACCAGCCCAUCUGUUACAUCUAUAGAACUUAUCCCAUCAGUAACAAACCCAGAAAACCUUCCCUCUCUUCCAGACAUCCCACCAAUCCAACUGGAAGAUGCAGGAUCUAGCAAUUUAGACAAUCUAUUGAGUAGAUAUAUUUCAUUAGGACAUCAGCUACCACAACCAACAAGCAAUAUGAAUCCCUCCCCUGCACCUUCUGCAAUGUCUCCAGGAUCUACAGGCUUGUCCAAUUCACACACACCAGUGAGGCCUCCCAGUACGUCAAGUACAGGCAGUAGAGGAAGUUGUGGUUCAAGUAGUCGAACAGUUGAAAGAAAUUCUUCCUUUAAAUCUGACCCUGUCAAAGUUAAACAAGAACCUGGAACAGAAGAGGAAGUGUGCAGUUUCUCAGGACCAGUAAAGCAGGAGAAGGCUGAAGACGGCAGGAGGAGUGCAUGCAUGCUGAGCAGCCCAGAAAGCAGUCUGACACCUCCACUCACCACAAAUGUGCACCUUGAAACUGAUCUGGAGUCACUGGCUGCUUUGGAAAAUAACGUGAAAACCGAACCAAACAACACAAGCCAAAGCUGCAGGCAGUCAUCUCAUGUUAGCCUUGUAAAUGGGAAAUCUGCAGUAAGAAAUUCAAUGCAUCGACCGCCUAGGGGAGGUGGUGGUGGUGAUGGCUCCAACAAAGAUGAUGACCCAAAUGAAGACUGGUGUGCAGUGUGCCAAAAUGGAGGAGACCUCUUAUGUUGUGAAAAGUGCCCUAAAGUUUUUCACCUUACUUGUCAUGUACCCACGCUGCUUAGUUUUCCAAGUGGUGAAUGGAUUUGUACAUUCUGCAGAGAUUUGAAUAAACCUGAAGUUGAAUAUGAUUGUGAUAAUUCACAGCACAGCAAGAAAGGGAAAACCGUGCAAGGCCUAAGUCCUGUAGACCAAAUGAAAUGUGAGCGGCUUCUACUUUAUCUCUACUGCCACGAACUGAGCAUUGAAUUUCAGGAGCCUGUUCCAGCUACGAUACCAAACUACUACAAAAUAAUUAAGAAGCCAAUGGAUCUUUCUACUGUGAAAAAGAAGCUACAGAAGAAACACUCACAGCACUAUCAAACACCCGAAGAUUUUGUUGCAGAUGUCAGGCUAAUAUUUAAGAACUGUGAAAGGUUCAAUGAAAACGACUCCGAAGUUGCCCAAGCAGGGAAGGCUGUUGUUUUAUAUUUUGAGGAAAAACUACCCGCAAUCUACCCUGACAGGACCUUCCAACCAUUGCCAGAGUUUGAAGCAGAGGAUGAUGACGGAGAUGUAACAGACGAUUCAGAUGACGAUGAUUUUGUUCAGCCUCGUAGAAAACGACUGAAGUCAGAAGAGAGACCGGUGCAUAUAAAGUGAUGAGCACGGAACUCUAAAGAUUUUGUGUAGAGAUUAAACAAAAUUGACAAUGAACUUAUUUAAAUGUUUCCGGAAUAUCAUCACUCCUGCAUCCGCCAUCUUCAUGAAGAAUUUGGCAGCUUUUAGACAGUAUUAGAUCAACAAACAUUUGUACAGAUAAAGAGCAAUCUUUCAAGGAAAAAACUGGGGAAAUUUGUCACUUUGUUUUUUUUAGGACUGUUGGACUCCUGACCCUUGGAGCAAUUCUUGCAUUUUCUCAUUUAGGUGAAUGUUAAAGACUUUGGUUGUGUUUUUUUUUUCCUCCCCCUAAGCAGUUCUCUGUACAGAUGUAUAAGUGAACUCGGUGAUUGUGUUUUCUUGUUGAUCUUUCUUUGUUGAACAUUGGACCAUUACCUUCAGUUAACUGUAAUAUAUUUUCUUUCCCCACCAAUGAACUGCUCUAUAGAUUAAUGGGGGGAAAUGGUACAUUAUGUGUACUUUGGGAGGGCUUCAUCAUCAUUUUUUUUUUUUUUAUUAUUAUUAUAUUUGAGCUUUUACAUUGAUUAUCGGGAUUGGAGUGUCCUUCAAGACUUUGAAAUAUAUUUAUAUAUUUUGUGAAGGAAUUGGUUUAUCUUGGUCGACCCUACAGUAACUUUGUAAAUACAAGGAGGCGUCUCUGUGUUCAUAUAUUCAUUAUGCAUUAAUUUGGGCAACAGGUUGUCAACUCUUACUGUUGUCUUGCAUCUGACCUGAGGAAAAAUAAAUGAAUAUCUGGUUAAA